This is a messenger RNA of Lotus japonicus, 1747 nucleotides long. Its product is annotated as RING-H2 finger protein ATL52-like. Bases 620 to 1675 code for a protein of 351 amino acids. Gene Ontology annotation, molecular function: transferase activity. The transcript has a single exon. Gene Ontology annotation, biological process: protein ubiquitination. The record is from RefSeq and is a predicted model, not a curated record. NCBI's taxonomy places the organism in Eukaryota, Viridiplantae, Streptophyta, Magnoliopsida, Fabales, Fabaceae.
UAACAAAGCACAAGAAAGAUGUAGCUAGCUAGAGAAUAGAAAAGAAUAUUUAGAGUAAGAACUUCAUUUUUCCUGGUCUUUGUCCUGCUUUAUUUUUAGGCCCUUUUCUCACGUUUUCUAUCUUCCCUUCUACUUGUGUUCUGCCAAGUUUGUCUUCUUCCUCUUCUUACUCCUUUCUCUUUCAAGGAUAAUCUAUAAAAAUAGAAAUCCUCUUUUUCUUGCACCCAUGCUUCUUAUCAAAUUUUGGUUCUCACAUUAAUUUCCAGGAUAUAAUGUCAGAUACAAUUCUUUUGAAUGUUAGCUUAUUGCACAAGCUUAUCUAUAACAUUUCUGCUCCCUGCAAAGUUAUAUAUAAGUCCAGUUCUAUUGUAGUGCACUAAUUAUCAAAAUUUCUCUCUUUUCUCUGAAGGCGAAGAAGGAAAACUAAAUUUGAACCAUGAUUAUUGAAUUCGGCCACGUCAAGGUUUUGGAGGUUUCCGGAACUGCAAUGCGACCGUGAUUUCGGCCACGGCAACCUAAUUUAUUCACAAUUUUUCGCAGUACAAAGAAACCCAAUCCAACCACCACAGAUAGCGCAACCGCAAUUUAAAACCUCUUGUGUGUUCAAAUUAUUGUCCCCAUGGCUUCCCUUGGCUACCCUAAAACCUGGAUUCCUUAUGUGAACAGCAGAGACUGUUCUCAAGGAAUUUGUAGCGUGUACUGUCCACAAUGGUGUUACAUAAUCUAUCCUCCUCCUCCACCCUUUGAAUACCCUAGCGAUGUUGAUUCAAGCCCAAAUUUCUCCCCUGUGGUUAUUGCAAUCGUUGGGAUUUUAGCCACUGCUUUUAUACUUCUAAGUUACUAUGUCAUCAUAUCCAAGUACUGUGGCCAUAGAGAAUCUAGGGGAAGAGAGAACACUGAACAGAAUGAUGAAUUGCAAGACAUUCAAAAUCAUGAACCAUGGCAAGUUACAAACACAGGCUUACAUGAAGCUCUAAUCAAGUCCAUUGCAGUUUAUAAAUUCAACAAAGGAGAUGGCUUUAUUGGAGGAAUAAUGGACUGUUCUGUUUGUCUUAGUGAGUUUGAAGAUGGUGAAAGUGUUAGACUCUUGCCAAAAUGCAACCAUGCUUUCCAUCUUCCAUGUAUUGACACUUGGCUCAAAUCUCACUCUACCUGUCCACUAUGUCGUUCUUGCAUAUUCCCUUCCAAUAAUGCUUCAGCACUUGAGGUUGCAACACCAAUGGUAGUGGAGAUUCCUUCAAUGAAUAAUGAAGCUAAUUCAGAAAAUCAAAAUGUUGAUGCAAGUGGCAAUGAAUUUGGAAGCAUCAUGAAUCAUGGUGGAACUGAUUCAAAGGCUGAAUUGCGUGCUUUUAGUGAUUUGGGAUGGCAUAGAAUAAUUGAGAUUAGAGAUGAAGUGUGUGAAUCGUUUAGAAGGUCGAUGUCUAUGGACCAUUCUUGUCAAAGUGGUGUUUCAGUUGCUAAUAUGCUGCAUAUGAAUCAAGAGGAAGAAGAUGAAGGGUGCUCUUCUGGUGCUAGUCCAUCAAAAAAAUCAUUAGGAGAAAGUAGCAAGAUCAACUAUAAAGGAAAGAAGUUGCAUUGUGUAUUGAGGCCAAUUUCAAUGAAGAGGUCAUUUUCCAGUGGAAGAUUCUCACAUAGAAAAAGUGACAAAGGAAGGGAGGGAGAUAUUCCUGUUUGAGAAUUUCCAUUUUGUUUAUUUUCUAAGUAUGAUUAAGAAGAUUAAUUAAAGGAAGAAGAUGAAAUUGACGAA